Habropoda laboriosa is the source of this 1614-nucleotide messenger RNA. RefSeq names its product photoreceptor-specific nuclear receptor-like. Bases 1 to 1614 code for a protein of 537 amino acids. NCBI's taxonomy places the organism in Eukaryota, Metazoa, Arthropoda, Insecta, Hymenoptera, Apidae. Gene Ontology annotation, biological process: cell differentiation; positive regulation of transcription by RNA polymerase II; anatomical structure development. The record is from RefSeq and is a predicted model, not a curated record. Gene Ontology annotation, molecular function: nuclear receptor activity; zinc ion binding; RNA polymerase II cis-regulatory region sequence-specific DNA binding. The transcript is spliced from 8 exons.
AUGAACGGAGCAACGUCGGUUACAACUUCAGAGGAACACCAACAUCAACACCAACAACCACAGAACGAUGCACCCCAGGAGCAUCCGAGAAGUCCUACCAGCCCUCUAAGUAUUCGACAUGACUCGGGCGAGAGCAGCGUAAUCUCCCCAGGAUUACCAGAGCGAUACAGUCCUUUGGGGGCGACAGGAUCGACCUCGAGUCACGAUCCUUACGGCUCGAGGUCCGUCCAAGAAUGUCCGGUUCCUCUUUGCCGUGGAAUACCCACGGAUUUUCCUCUCGCGAGGUCACCGUAUCUAACUGCCCUGGGAAACGGCCAUCCUCAUUUGCUGGGACAGGUCCAGCAGCAGCAGCAACAACAGCAACAACAGCAGCAGCAACAGCAAUUGCAACCGCAACACGGUAGCAAGCCACCGCGCAGCCUUGGCUUGAUUUGCGUGGUCUGUGGUGACACUAGCUCCGGGAAACAUUAUGGAAUUCUGGCCUGCAACGGAUGCAGCGGUUUCUUCAAAAGAAGCGUCAGGCGAAAGCUGAUAUACAGAUGUCAAGCCGGUACCGGAAGAUGUGUCGUGGAUAAAGCACACCGAAAUCAGUGUCAGGCGUGCCGUCUGAAGAAAUGCAUGCAGAUGGGAAUGAACAAGGACGCGGUACAGAAUGAACGGCAACCCAGAAACACUGCCACCAUCAGACCAGAGGCUCUCGUCGAGAUGGACCAGGAACGAGCGCUUCGAGAGGCUGCGGUUGCCGUCGGUGUGUUUGGACCACCUGUGUCUCUGGCUAUGGCAAGAUACACAACCCCGUUGCCUUUACCCACAGUUGCGCCUACGACAAAUUCGGCGAACCCUCCGACACCGCCUCGACAAGAUAACGAAGAUGGAAACGCAUCGGAGGAUAGCAUAGACGUGACGAACGAAGAACCAUUGACACCGCAGAGAAGCGGUUGCACGCAAAUUCCGCCUGUGAUCCCUUCUCUGUAUUCACCUGCCAGUGCAGAAACGGUCUACGAAACCAGUGCCAGGCUGCUCUUCAUGGCUGUAAAGUGGGCCAAGAAUCUUCCUUCCUUCGCGAGUUUACCUUUCAGAGAUCAGGUGAUACUUCUGGAAGAGGCCUGGUCGGAGCUUUUCCUUCUAAAUGCAGUACAGUGGUGCCUUCCACUUGAAUCGUCGCCCCUUUUCAACUCCGCGGAACUGACUGCUUUGACUUUGUCGCCGCAUCCGCACCCCCAUUCCGGUAUCCACAUGCAGACCACCACGGGCAAACCAAGUCAGGUGGCAGCAGAUGUGAGGCAUUUGCACGAUACCUUGCAGAGAUAUAAGGCUGUCAUGGUUGAUCCGGCUGAAUUCGCCUGCAUGAAGGCCAUUGUGUUAUUUCGACCAGAAACCCGCGGUUUAAAAGACUCCAGUCAAAUAGAGAACCUCCAGGAUCAAGCGCAAGUGAUGUUAGGCCAACACGCCAGGGCACAGCAACCAGGCAGUCCAGCUCGAUUCGGCAGGUUAUUGCUGUUGCUGCCGUUGCUGAGGACAGUGCCAGCGUCUAGGGUGGAAUUGAUAUACUUUCACAGAACAAUCGGGAAUACUCCAAUGGAGAAAGUCUUGUGCGAUAUGUAUAAAAAUUAA